CACUGCUGUAUAUAUCGACGCCUAUCCUACCUUGACUUUCCAGUUGCCCACCUCGCUGAAGAUGCUUCUUCUUGACAAGCAAAGUCCUGGAUCCUCUGGCGCUACGGACAGGACCGACAAACCCCCGCCUUACAUGGACAUCCCGAAUGUACCUGAACCUUCCCGUUCAAAUGGGAAUGCGCUGGUUCAAGUUCGUCAUGCGGUUGGGAUGCUUGCUCCGCCUCCGACGGUGAAUCAAGUUCAUCUUGAGGCUCGCAACGAGCCUAUCUCUGGUGUGUACUUCACUUUCUGUCUGACGUAUUCAAAGGCCAAUUCAUUUUUGACAGGGACUUUCUACAUCGACCCUCAAAUACCCAAUUCAAGUCUGGGGAAAAAGAAGAAGUCGAAAUGCGGAAAACAUGCAUCAGAUGCUUCGUUUCGGUCGCAUAAAGGACCGAUAUCACUAGAGCUCGCAACGACGGGGAGUGUCAGUAGGACCCAAAGGGCCACCGUGAACGUCACCACUCGUUCUGGUGAUGUAUCUAUAAAUUUGCUGCCAAUUCAUCCUUCGCAACCACGCAUGGGACUUGAUGUUUACUCUCGCAAAGGCAAUACAUUGCUUUAUAUACCUCCAACGUUCUCAGGGGUGAUUCAUCUCACAACACGGAAAGGGGAGCUUACGAUGCUUCCUCGUUUGUCGGCCUCGAUGAAGAUCUUGAAAUCGACAAAUAAGGAGGUUCUGGUGAUGGUAGGAUCGCAGUCUGUAGAUUCAACAGGGAACGCGCCCGUUGCGGAUCUUUGUCAACUCAAAUCUCACUCGGGAAACAUCGUUGUGGGGUUGGCUGGUCAAGACAAAUAUUCUCCUCCUGUUGGGUUUUGGAAAAGGAUGGGAGAGUUUUUUAAUGCAGGACUAUAACGAGUUUACUAAUAAAUCGAUAUCCAUCACCACCAUAUAUAUGUAUUAUGUGC
Molecule: messenger RNA, 948 nt
Organism: Laccaria bicolor S238N-H82
Lineage: Eukaryota; Fungi; Basidiomycota; Agaricomycetes; Agaricales; Hydnangiaceae
Exons: 4
Coding region: 62-895 (277 amino acids)
Source: RefSeq, a predicted model, not a curated record